AGAGCGCGCAAAUACGAGCGGCGCGUAAAGGUUGCGCAUUGCUGCUGACAUUGAACGGGUGACUUGUGUUUUCUUUCUUCUUCCUUCUUCAUGCAUCGCAGCGCCCAGAAGGAUUUAAUCUGACCAUUUUUUGCAUCUUUUUUUUUUUUUUUUUUUUUGGGAGGAUCUUUUUCGCCUUUUGCUGGUGGGCUGCGUGCCAGCUUGUUGGCGGAUGGUGCGCCGUGCGGACUUCAUGCGUGAGCGGACGCCUCGUCUCGCCGUCACCUCACCGGCGCUUCCACGCUAACAGGUAGCCCGGCUGCCUUCUCAUCCAUUCCGGGGAGGAGGAGGGGGGGCACGUCGGAGUGGAAGGACGCCCGCAAAAGGGCUGCAAGGAGGAUGAGACGCUGAUCACCGCAACUGCUGCAGGUUUGGAAGAUUCCUUAGAAAACAUUUGAUUCCCGUCCUCCGUCAUGGAUCUAAAAGACUAUUACCUGUUGGGUGCUCUACUCGCCUGUAUCUGGCUCGACCCAUCAAUCGCCCAAGAACUAAUCUACCCCAUCCGGGAGGAGCUGCAGGAGAAUGUGCUCAUCGGGAAUAUACCCAGGGACCUUAACAUUUCUCACACCAACGCUGCCACCGGAGCAAGUGCUAAUCUGGUGUACCGACUCGUCUCCAAGGCGGGAGAUAACCCCCUGGUCCGCGUCCUGAGCAGCACAGGUGAGAUUUUCACCACCUCCAACCGAAUAGACCGGGAGAAGCUAUGCCCCGGCCCCUCGUUUGAGGACAGCGAAUGCUCCUUUGAGAUCGAAGUGGUCAUCCUGCCUAAUGAUUAUUUCCGGCUGAUUAAGAUCAAAAUAACCGUCAGAGACACAAACGACAACGCGCCGAUGUUUCCGUCACCUGUGAUCAACAUCUCCAUUCCGGAAAACACGCUCAUCAACAGCCGCUUCGCUAUUCCUUCGGCCACCGACCCGGACACCGGCCCCAAUAGUGUCCACAAAUAUGAGCUGAUCAACGGGCAAAGUGCCUUCGGCCUGGACAUAGUGGAAACGCCCGAGGGGGAGAAGUGGCCCCAGCUUAUUGUGCAGCAGAAUCUGGACAGAGAGCAGAAGGACACGUACGUGAUGAAGGUCAAAGUGGAGGACGGCGGCAGCCCGCAGAAAUCCAGCACCGCAAUCCUACAAGUUUCCAUAACGGACGUCAACGACAACCGGCCUGUGUUUAAGGAGAGUCAGGUGGAGGUGCAUAUCCCGGAGAAUUCCCCCGUCGGCACAUCUGUCGUGCAGCUUCAAGCCACGGACGCGGACGUAGGAGCCAACGCAGAGAUUCGAUAUGUGUUUGGCACUCAGGUGUCACCUGCUACUAAGAGGCUGUUUGCACUCAAUACCACAUCUGGCCUAAUCACGGUGCAGAGACCCUUAGACAGGGAAGAGACUGCAAUACAUAAGCUCUCUGUUGUGGCUAGCGACGGCAGCCCGAGCCCCGCCAGAGCCAUUAUUUCCAUCAACGUGACCGAUGUUAAUGACAAUCCCCCCAAUAUAGACCUGAGAUACAUUAUCAGUCCCAUUAACGGCACUGUUUUCCUCUCCGAGAAGGAUCCCAUUAAUACCAAGAUAGCCCUCAUCACGGUGUCGGACAAAGACACCGACAUCAACGGCAAGGUCAGUUGUUUCAUCGAGAACAACGUGCCCUUCCACCUCAAAGCUGUGUAUGACAACCAGUAUCUGCUGGAGACAUCUGCGCUGCUCGACUAUGAAGGGACAAAGGAAUACAACUUUAAGAUUGUGGCUUCCGAUUCCGGGAAACCCAGCUUGAACCAGACUGCUUUGGUGCGGGUGAGGCUGGAGGACGAGAACGACAACGAGCCUGUUUUCACUCAGCCCGUCAUCGAGCUGGCCGUCAUGGAGAACAACAAACGCGACUUGUUCCUCACCACCCUCAGCGCCACGGACGAGGACAGCGGCAAAAACGCGGAGAUUGUUUAUCAACUGGGGCCGAACGCGUCCUUCUUUGACCUCGACCGCAAAACGGGGGUUCUGACGGCGUCCCGGGUUUUCGACCGCGAGGACCAGGAUCGCUUCCUGUUCACCGUCACGGCGAGGGACAACGGGACCCCGCCUCUGCAAAAGCAGGCGGAGGUCAUCGUGACCGUGCUGGACGAAAACGACAACAACCCCAAGUUCACGCACAACCACUUUCAGUUCUUCGUCUCCGAGAAUCUUCCCAAGUACAGCACCGUCGGGGUGAUAACUGUGACGGAUUCCGAUGCCGGGGAAAACGCCGCAGUUUCCCUUUCCAUUCCGAAUGACAAUGAAAACUUCAUACUGGACGCGUUCUCUGGCGUGAUAAAGUCCAACGUGUCCUUUGACAGGGAGCAACAGAGCUCCUACACGUUUGACGUCAGGGCUGUGGACAGCGGCAGACCCCCUUGCUCCUCAGCAGCUAAGGUGACUAUCAAUGUCAUCGACGUGAACGACAACACUCCGGUCGUCAUAUACCCCCCCUCAAACACGUCUUUCAAACUGGUCCCUCUGUCCUCUAUCCCCGGGUCUGUGGUCGCGGAGGUGUUCGCGGUGGACGGCGACACAGGAAUGAACGCUGAACUCAAAUACACGAUCGUGAGUGGCAACAACAAAGGUCUGUUCAGGAUCGACCCCGUCACAGGGAAUAUCACCCUGGAGGAGAAACCCGCAGUGAGCGACUUGGGUCUGCAUAGAUUGGUCGUCAACAUCAGCGAUUUAGGAUAUCCUAAGUCCCUUCAUACUCUGGUGCUGGUCUUCCUCUACGUCAAUGAUACUGUGGGCAACUACACGCUCAUCAAUGACCUCAUCCGACGUAGGAUGGAGACGCCGAUUGAUCGGAACAUGAGCGACAGCAGCGAGACCUACCAAAGCGGGGACUAUCUAACAAUAAUGAUCGCCUUUGUGACCGGCGCCCUGGUGGUGAUUAUCGUCAUAUUCGUUACCGUCCUGUUGCGCUGCCGUCACACCUCCAGGUUCAAAGCUGCACAGAGGAAAAAGCAGGGGACGGAGUGGAUGUCGCCGAACACGGAGAACAAGCAGAACAAGAAGAAAAAGCGCAAGAAAAGGAAAUCUCCCAAGAGCUCCCUGCUCAACUUUGUCACCAUCGAGGGGAACAAACCUGACGACCCCGCCCACGAGCCCAUCAACGGGAGCAUCAGUCUGCCCACCGAAUUGGAAGAUCAGGGGAUCGGACGCUUUGAUUGGAAUGCCACGCCUACCACCACCUUCAAACCCGGCAGCCCCGACCUGGCCCGACACUACAAAUCCGCCUCGCCGCAGUCGGCUUUCCACCUCAAGGCCGACACGCCGGUUUCCGUCAAGAAGCACCACGUGAUUCAGGAGCUCCCUCUGGAUAACACGUUUGUCGGGGGCUGCGACACCCUUUCCAAGAGGUCCUCCACGAGCUCAGACCACUUCAGUGCCUCGGAGUGCAGCUCCCAAGGAGGGUUCAAGACCAAGGGGCCCAUGCACACCAGACAGCAGGGUCAGGUGUGUCCAUGCCACGUUAAACCACCCGUUUUUGUGGCCCCGCCCUUCUACCUGGGGGUGCAAAAAGAUGGACGCUGUCCUGAAAUGACAAAGGUGUCCUUGUCGUUGGCUUGAUGUACCAUGUGACACACCACCGCUAACAGUCGCCAUAACCCCGCCCCCAUGACAAAAGGGCGUGUGAGACGACUGCUGUGACUGCCCCUCCCUCAUCGAUGUAAAUAGUGAGUGUACAUAUGAGAUGUUUCAUCCACAGUGGCUCUGGUUACUUCUUGCCUCAUGCCUCACCUCACACCUGGGUGAGGACCGCACCACCGCUCACCUGCUCAGUCCACCUGAGACACAAAGAAAUCCCAGCAGGCACAAGAGAACUUGUCGGAUUAGGUCCGGACGUCGAGCAACUCAAAAAUAACGUUGUAACAACAUGCUUUUUGACGACGUUUAUUCAAUUUCGGAUUUUGACGUUAAUUUGACCGUUGGAUUUUGGUCAUUUCGCAACCAAUAUUCUACUACACAAACACAACGUUGAAACAACAUGAUUUUUGACGACGUUUAUUCAAUGUUUUGUUCUGGCGUUAUUUGGACCAUUGAAUUUUGGUCAUUUCCCAACCAAUACUCUGCAACACAAAUACAACGUUAAAACAACUGUUUUUGUCAAUGUUUAUUCAAUGUCAAAUUUUGACAUUGAUUUGACCAUUGAAUUUUGGUAAUUUCCCAACCAAUAUUCUACAACACAAAUACAACGUUAAAACAAUUGUUUUUGUCAAUGUUUAUUCGAUGUCAGGUUCUGACAUUGAUUUGACCAUUGAAUUUUGGUCAUUUCCCAACCAAUAUUCAACAACGCAAACCUAACGUUGAAACAACAUGCUUUUCGACAACAUUUAUUCAAUGUUUUGUUCUGACAUUAAUUUGACCAUUGAAUUUUGGUCAUUUCCCAACCGAUAUUCUAUGACACAAACACAACAUUGAGACAACAUGCUUUUCCACGUUUAUUAAAUGUCGGGUUCUGACAUUGAUUUGACCAUUGAAUUUUGGUCAUUUUUUAACCAAUAUUCAACAACACAAACCUAACGUUAAAAGAACAUGCUUUUCGACAAUGUUUUAUUCUGACAUUAAUUUGACCAUUGAAUUUUGGUCAUUUCCCAACCAAUAUUCAACAACACAUAUACAACGUUGAAACAACUGUUUUUGUCAAUGUUUAAUCAAUAUCAGGUUCUGAUGCUGAUUUGACUGUUAAAUUUUGGUCAUUUCCCAACCAAUAUUCUACGACACGAACACAACGUUAAAACAACAUGCUUUUUGACGACAUUUAUUCAAUGUUUUGUUCUGACGUUAAUUUGACCAUUGAAUUUUGGUCAUUUCCCAACCAAUAUUCUACAACACAAAUACAACGUUGAAACAACAUGCUUUUUGACGACAUUUAUUCAAUGUUUUGUUCUGACGUUAAUUUGACCAUUGAAUUUUGGUCAUUUCCCAACCAAUAUUCUACAACACAAAUACAACGUUGAAACAACAUGCUUUUUGACGACAUUUAUUCAAUGUUUUGUUCUGACGUUAAUUUGACCAUUGAAUUCUGGUCAUUUCCCAACCAAUAUUCUACGACACAAACACAACGUUGAAACAACAUGCUUUUUGACGACAUUUAUUCAAUGUUUUGUUCUGACGUUAAUUUGACCAUUGAAUUUUGGUCAUUUCCCAACCAAUAUUCUACAACACAAAUACAACGUUGAAACAACAUGCUUUUUGACGACAUUUAUUAAAUGUCGGGUUCUGACAUUGAUUUGACCAUUGAAUUUUGGUUAUUUUUUAACCAUUAUUCAACAACACAAACCUAACGUUGAAACAACAUGCUUUUCGACAACUUUUAAUAAAUAUUAGGUUCUGACGUUCAUUUGACCAGUGAAUUUCGGUCAUUUCCCAACUAAUGUUCUACAACAAAUACAUUGUUGAACCAACAUGCUUUUUGUGACAUUUAAUCAAUGUCAACUUCUGACAUUUAUUUGACCGUUGAAAUGUGGUCAUUUUUAAACCAAUAUUCUACAAAAUAAAUACUACGUUGAAACAACCUUUUUUUUUUUCAACGUUUAUUCAAUGUUAGUAUUUGACGUUGAUUCGACCAUUGAAUUUUGGUAAUUUCCCAACCAAUAUUCUACAACAGAAAUACAAUGUUGAAACAACUGUUUUUGUCAAUGUUUAUUCAAUGUCAGGUUGUGAAGCUGAUUUGACCGCUGAAUUUUGGUCAUUUCCCAACCAAUAUUCUACGGCACAAAAACAACGUUGAAACAACAUGCUUUUUGGCGAUGUUUAUUCAAUGUCAGGUUCUGACAUUGAUUUGACCGUUGAAUUUUGGUCAUUUGUCAACUAUUAUUCAACAGCACAAAUACAACGUUGAAACAAUAUGCUUUUUGCGACAGUUAAUCAAUGUCAGUUUCUAACAUUUAUUUGACCAUUGUAAUGUGGUAAUUUCCCAACCAAUAUUCUACGACACAAAAACAACGUUGAAACAACAUGCUUUUUGGCGACGUUUAUUCAACGUCAGGUUGUGACGUUGAUUUGACCAUUGAAUUUUGGUAAUUUCCCAACCAAUAUUCUACGACACAAACACAACGUUGAAACAACAUGCUUUUUGAUGACGUUUAUUCAAUGUUUUGUUCUGGCGUUGAUUUGACCGUUGAAUUUUGGUCAUUUUUUUAACCAAUAUUCUACAAAAUAAAUACAACGUUGAAACAACUUUUUUUUGCAAUGUUUAUUCAAUGUCAGAUUUUGACGUUGAUUUGACCAUUACAUUUUGGUCAUUUCCCAACCAAUAUUCUACGACACAAAUACAACGUUAAAACAACAUGCUUUUCGACAACGUUUAUUAAAUGUCGGGUUCUGACAUUGAUUUGACCAUUGAAUCUUGGUAAUUUUUUAACCAAUAUUCAACAACACAAACUUAACGUUGAAACAACAUGCUUUUCGACAACAUUUGAUAAAUACUAGGUUCUGACGUUAGUUUGACCAUUGAAUUUUGGUCAUUUCCCAACCAAUGUUCUACAACAAAUACAUUGUUGAACCAACAUGCUUUUUGUGACAUUUAAUCAAUGUCAACUUCUGACAUUUAUUUGACCAUUGAAAUGUGGUCAUUUUCAAACCAAUAUUCUAUAAAACAAAUACAACGUUGAAACAACUGUUUUUGUCAAUAUUUAUUCAAUGUCAGGUUCUGAUGCUGAUUUGACUGUUGAAUUUUGGUCAUUUCCUAACCAAUAUUCUACGACACAAAUACAACGUUGAAACAACAUACUUUUUGACAACGUUUAUUAAAUGUCGGGUUCUGACGUUAAUUUGACCAUUGAAUUUUGGUCAUUUCCCAACCAAUAUUCUACGACACAAACACAACGUUGAAACAACAUGCUUUUUGACUACGUUUAAUCAAUGUCAACUUCUGACAUUUAUUUGACCAUUGAAAUGUGGUCAUUUGUAAACCAAUAUUCUACAAAAUAAAUAUAACAUUAAAACAACCUUCUUUUUUUUUCAACGUUUAUUCAAUGUCAGAAUUUGACGUUGAUUCGACCAUUGAAUUUUGGUGAUUUUAUUUUAACUAUUAUUCAACAACAUAACUACAACGUUGAAACAAUUGUUUUGACAACGUUUAUUCAAUGUCAGCUUCUGUCAUUGAUUUGACCAUUGAAUGUUGGUCAUUUGUCAACUAUUAUUCAACAACAGAAAUGCAACGUUGAAACAUCUGUUUUUGUCAACGUUUAUUCAAUGUCAGGUUGUGACGUUGUUUUGACCAUUGAAUUUUGGUCAUUUUCCAAACAAUAUUCUACAACAGAAAAACGUUGAAACAACAUGCUUUUUGACGACGUUGAUUCAAUGUCAUGUUUUGACGUUGAUUUGACCAUUGUAUUUUGGUCAUUUCCCAACCAAUAUUCAACGACACAAACACAACGUUGAAACAACAUGCUUUUUGACAACGUUUAUUAAAUGUUGGGUUCUGACAAUGAUUUGACCAUUGAAUUUUGGUCAUUUGUCAACAACAGAAAAACGUUGAAACAACUGUUUUUGUCAAUGUUCUGACAUUGAUUUGACCAUUGAAUUUUGGUCAUUUUUCAACCAAUAUUCAACAGCACGAAUGCAACAGUGAAACAACAUGCUUCUUGACGAAAUGAAAUCAAUGUCAGGUUGUGACGUUGAUUUGACCUUUGAAUUUUGUUCAUUUCCCAACCAAUAUUUUACAAAGUAAAUACAACGUUGAAACAACAUGCUUUUUGACAAUGUUAAAAUAAUGUUAGGUUGUGACGUUGAUUUGAAAAUGGAAUUUUGGUCAUUUUACAACUAUUAUUCAACAAUACAAAUACAACGUUGAAACAACUAUUUUUUACAAUGUUUAUUCAAUGUCAGGUUGUGACGUUGAUUUGACAAUUGAAAUUUGGUAAUUUCCCCAACCAAUAUACCACAACACAAACACAACGUUGAAACAACAUGCUUUUUGACGACAUUUAUUUAAUGUUUUGUUCUGACGUUGAUUUGACCAUUGAAUUUUGGUGAUUUUUUACCUAUUAUUCAACAACAUAACUACAGCGUUGAAACAAUUGUUUUGACAACGUUUAUUCAAUGUCAGCUUCUGUCAUUGAUUUGACCAUUGAAUUUUGGUCAUUUCCCAACCAAUAAUCUACAACACAAACACAACAUUGAAACAACAUGCUUUUUGACAACGUUUAUUAAAUGUUGGGUUCUGACAUUGAUUUGACCAUUGAAUUUUGGUCAUUUGUCAACUAUUAUUCAACAACAGAAAUGCAACGUUGAAACAUCUGUUUUUGUCAACGUUUAUUCAAUGUCAGGUUCUGACGUUUAUUUGACCAUUGUAUUUUGGUCAUUUUCCAAACAAUAGUCUACAACAGAAAAACGUUGAAACAACAUGCUUUUUGACAACGUUGAUUCAAAGUCAUGUUUUGACGUUGAUUUGACCAUUGAAUUUUGGUCAUUGGUCAACUAUUAUUCAACAACAGAAAUGCAACGUUGAAACAUCUGUUUUUUCAACAUUUAUUCAAUGUCAGGUUGUGACGUUUAUUUGAUCAUUGAAUUUUGGUCAUUUUCCAAACAAUAUUCUACAACAGAAAAACGUUGAAACAACAUGCUUUUUGACAACGUUGAUUCAAAGUCAUGUUUUGACGUUGAUUUGACCAUUGUAUUUUGGUCAUUUCCCAACCGAUAUUCAACGACACAAACACAACGUUGAAACAACAUGCUUUUUGACAACGUUUAUUAAAUGUUGGGUUCUGACAUUGAUUUGACCAUUGAAUUUUGGUCAUUUGUCAACUAUUAUUCAACAACAGAAAUGCAACGUUGAAACAUCUGUUUUUGUCCACGUUUAUUCAAUGUCAGCUUGUGACGUUUAUUUGACCAUUGAAUUUUGGUCAUUUCCCAAACAAUAUUCUACAACAGAAAAACGUUGAAACAACAUGCUUUUUGACGACGUUGAUUCAAUGUCGUAUUUUGACGUUGAUUUGACCAUUGAAUUUUGGUCAAUUGUCAACUAUUAUUCAACAACAGAAAUGCAACGUUGAAACAUCUGUUUUUGUCAACGUUUAUUCAAUGUCAGGUUGUGACGUUUAUUCUCCCAUUGAAUUUUGGUCAUUUCCCAAACAAUAUUCUACAACAGAAAACGUUGAAACAACAUGCUUUUUGACGACGCUGAUUCAAUGUCGUAUUUUGACGUUGAUUCGACCAUUGAAUUUUGGUCAUUUCCCAACCAAUAUUCAACGACACAAACACAACGUUGAAACAACAUGCUUUUCGACGACGUUUAUUAAAUGUCGCGUUCUGAUGUUGAUUUGACCAUUGACUUUUGGUCAUUUGUCAACAACAGAAACACAACGUUAAAACAACUGUUUUUGUCAAUGUUUAUUCAAAGUCAGGUCAUGACGUUGAUUUGACCAUUCAGUUUUGGUCAAUCUCAACUAAUAUUAUACAACAUAAAUACAUUGAAACAACAUGCUUUUUGCCGACGUUUAAUCAACGUCAGCUUCUGAAAUUUAUUUGACCAUUGAAAUCUGGUCAUUUUUCAACCAAUAUUCAACAACACAAAUACAACGUUGAAAUAACAUGCUUUUUGACAACAUUUAAUCAAUGUCGUGUUCUGAUGUUGAUUUGACCAUUGAAUUUUGGUCAUUUUUCAACCAAUAUUCAACAACACAAAUGCAACAGUGAAACAACAUGCUUCUUUGUGACAUUAAAUCAAUGUCAGGUUGUGACGUUGAUUUGAACAUUGAAUUUUGGUCAUUUCCCAACCAAUAUUUUACAACACAAAUACAACAUUGAAAUGACUGUUUUUGACAACGUUUAUUCAAUGUCAGAUUCUGACGUUGGUUUGACCGUUGAAAUUAGGUCAUUUCCCAACCAUUAUUCUACAACACAAACAACAAACAUGCUUUUUGGCGAUGUUCAAUCAAUAUUAGUUUGUGACAUUGAUUUGACCAUUGAACACAACGUUGAAACAACAUGCUUUUUGACAACGUUUAUUCAAUGACGGUGGUAACGUUGAUUUGACAUAGAAAUUUGGUAAUUUCCCGACCAACAACAUUGUCUCAGUUUACAAAUAAAAGUACUUUGCAACAUUGUUUCAAAGUCCGUUUUAAAGGAUGUGUACGUAUAAUCAACGUUGUAUCAAUGUCUUGUGCCUGCUGGGACGAUACCAUCUUAUGUGUUUGAGCACACUGCAGCUUGUCCUGGAUUGACUAACUAACCCCACUCCCUAAUGCGUCAGUCACACGCAGGAUUCUCACAGGAAUGAGGCAACAAUUCAACCAAACCCACUGUAUAAUUAAAUUCCUGGUAAUUUUGCCUUAUGUGCUGUGUUAAAAAAAAGUAAUGGAAUCUAUUUUUCAUUUCUUGGGGGGUUUUUUUGCCCUGUUUUUUUUUUUUCUUUGACUGCUGGGUCAUCUGAAAAUAAAUUAAAGAAAGAAAUGCAAAUGAUCGAGUUCAAUGCAACUCAUGUUCUUGAAAGCUUUAUUUGAACACUGCUUAUUUUAACCUUCAUAAUUUCAUAAUAAAUGUUUCCAAGAGCUCA
Molecule: messenger RNA, 10542 nt
Organism: Nerophis ophidion (straightnose pipefish)
Lineage: Eukaryota; Metazoa; Chordata; Actinopteri; Syngnathiformes; Syngnathidae
Product: protocadherin-9
Exons: 3
Coding region: 453-3608 (1051 amino acids)
Biological process (GO): homophilic cell-cell adhesion
Cellular component (GO): plasma membrane
Molecular function (GO): calcium ion binding
Source: RefSeq, a predicted model, not a curated record